Erythranthe guttata (spotted monkey flower) is the source of this 492-nucleotide messenger RNA. Lineage: Eukaryota; Viridiplantae; Streptophyta; Magnoliopsida; Lamiales; Phrymaceae. The record is from RefSeq and is a predicted model, not a curated record.
AUGGAGUACCUUUGUCGAAGAAGAAAACGAGCACGGGAUGGAAAGAACUCGAUUCUCGGAAAAGCAAAGUCGCCGGAGAUCUCUAGUCUGAAAAUGAGUGACGAGCAUGAAAAAAUGCUCCCAAUAGCCAACGUAGGGCGGAUGAUGAAGAAGAUCCUCCCACCGAGUGCAAAGGUUUCAAGAGAAGCAAAAGAGAGAAUGCAACAAUGUGCAUCGGAGUUCAUAUGUUUUGUGACCGGCGAAGCAUCCGAUCGAUGUCAUAAAGAGAACCGCAAGACGGUGAAUGGAGACGACAUAUGUUGGGCUCUGAGUUCACUUGGAUUCGACAACUAUUCAGAGGCAAUGCUAAGGUACUUGCAAAACUUUAGGGGGUUUGAGAGAGAAAAUGCUAACCAAAGUAAUAAUUGUAAGGCUAAUAGCGGUGAAGUAGAGAAAGAUGAAGGAAGCAUUUGUGGAGAUAUUUCAGCCCCAUCUUUUGAUUUUGGAUACUAG